Molecule: messenger RNA, 768 nt
Organism: Acaulospora colombiana
Lineage: Eukaryota; Fungi; Glomeromycota; Glomeromycetes; Diversisporales; Acaulosporaceae
Source: the annotation of a GenBank genome assembly
AUGUUUGAGCCGACGAGGCGGUGGCAACGUGCCGAAGCAGAAGCUCCCCAGGGUGGAUUGGAUUGGAGGGUCAGGUCAAUAGUCGAUGUUCGAGGUGAAAAUCAAAUAAGAAAAUCUGUUAGUGUUCGUGUGUCGUCGUCGAGGCGGGAUAGAGAGAGGGGGGAGAGGACUGAGGGAGCUCGACUUGGUGCUCCGCGAAUCGGGACAGCCGGCGAGUACAAGAAUAAUUGUUUCGUGUUCCAAUGGAAUAGAGAACGCAGGUCUGAGAAACAGGCAGUUAGUGAAAGAAAUUCGGAUGCAGUAAGGUAUCGAGAGAGCGGAGCGAGCGGAGAUGAUGAAAGUCUUACCAGCGUCAAUAGAGAACUCGAAGAAUGCGGCUUCCUCUUUCUUGGGGCUCCAGGGACUUGUUUGUCGGAGUGCGCUGAUCACGUUUGGUUAGAAUAUGUGACCGUUACGAAGAACUCGGCCGUAGGUGGCCGAGUUUUCGCGACCGAAAUCCUGGUGCUGAAUGCAUUUGGACUGAGGCGUGACACGGCGAGUGCACCAGAGGGAUUCGUGGCCAGCAAAAACGAUGACAUGGACACUGCAGCCAAGAGUGCCAGUAGGCAUGUCGUCACGAACGUGGAGAUAUUGUUCAGUCGUUGUAAAGACGAAUACAUGGUUGAAGAGAUUUCUGGUUCAACUGAGCCUGGUGUCGAUGUGGACGAAUCGACAAAGUCCACGGUGUCACAAUCGAGCACCACCUUGCACCCAAAUCCAAUUCACAAG